Molecule: messenger RNA, 942 nt
Organism: Orbilia oligospora ATCC 24927
Lineage: Eukaryota; Fungi; Ascomycota; Orbiliomycetes; Orbiliales; Orbiliaceae
Exons: 3
Coding region: 1-942 (313 amino acids)
Source: RefSeq, a predicted model, not a curated record
AUGCUCUCCUUCAACCAAUCCAACUUCCCCACAGCACCAUAUCCCGAUACCACAGCCGCAGCUCUCUUUCACUUAACUCCCACAAGCACCGCGGAAGGGUAUCAAUCCCAAUUACAACAAUCCCAGACCCUCCCAAUAAACACCCUCCCUCUACCCAUGAUACUCCAAGACGACAUGACGGGUCUAGACUUCUCGAACCCAUCGGUUCAAGAAUACAUCAUCAAUAACGACGUCCUUGAUUCUCUCGCUCAAGAGGUAGCUCUAGCAGACAACCCAUCGUCGUCUUCAUCCUCAUCAUCGUCAUCAGCUUCAAUGGCUACAAAUUUAAAUCUUCAGAAUAUAAAUACUACAGCUGAAUUGUUGAUAAACACCCCACUAAUCAUUUCUCAAACCCCAUCACAAAUUUCGACGACGACGACGACAGCGGGGUUACAGAAUGGUACUAGUAUUCUCAAUGGAACAUGUGGUAACACCGGUGGGGUUAUUGGAAUCGGUAAUAGCACUUUAGACGUCCAAGUCGACCAGUUUUCAACAAUGCAGGAAGAAACUACUUUAUCGCUCGGGGUUAUGGCACACCUUGAGAAUUUAGAGAAACAAAUUGCCGAAAUGAGGAGAUUUGUAAGCGCUGGAUUUGCAAAGAAGGAUCAUGUUAGGGGGCUUGAUGUUGAGAGACAACGUCUCCACUCCCGCAACUACAACUUCCAAAAUGUAACGGAAAUAAACGAACCAUUCCAAAUAUUACUAAACUCCAACGGUACCUUUCCAAGUCGAUGUCCGGUCAAUGGGGUCGAAUUGAAGAGUUUGAACCAUGAGGAAAUGGAUGCUCUAUUGGAUGAAUAUGACUUACCGUUUAGCCCCGCCUUGUUUUUACAUGAAAAGCAGUUGAUGUAUUUGAGGUUUAUUGGCACGAAUAGGGCAGUUAUGCAUCGGGUUGUUGAUUGA